Pyrgilauda ruficollis (rufous-necked snowfinch) is the source of this 1794-nucleotide messenger RNA. Its product is annotated as CMRF35-like molecule 2. Gene Ontology annotation, molecular function: transmembrane signaling receptor activity. Gene Ontology annotation, cellular component: plasma membrane. The coding region runs from base 106 to 1068 and encodes 320 amino acids. NCBI's taxonomy places the organism in Eukaryota, Metazoa, Chordata, Aves, Passeriformes, Passeridae. The record is from RefSeq and is a predicted model, not a curated record. The transcript has 7 exons.
CCACCGCGGUGGCCGCGGCGCGGGGGCGGCCCCGGGGGCGGGCCGAGCUCCGCCGAGAGCGGCCGGGAGCGGCAGCGCGCUGAGCCCCGGCGUCCCGCAGCGGCCAUGCAGCUCCUGCCUCUGCUCGCCUGGGCGCUGCUGCCAGGCUGCGGGGCGGUGACGGGGCCCGGCACCGUCUGGGGAUUCCUGGGGGGUUCCCUGUCGGUCACCUGCACCUACCGGUCGGGCUUGGAGGAGUUGCCGAAAUUCUGGUGCGUCCCAAGUAGAAAGUUUGUUUUUACCUGUGAUAACGACAUCGUCAUCACCUCGGAGUCGCAGCCCGCGGUGCUGCGGGGCCGGUUCUCCAUCCGGGAGAACCGCACACGCCGGGCAUUCACGGUGACCGUGCAUGCUCUGUCCGAGGAGGACGCGGGCACCUUCCGCUGUGGAGUGCGAACGCAAAGACUUGUGCCUGAUGAGAGUGCUGCUGUGAAGGUGAUCGUGCUCUCAGCUCCUUCCAUCGUCCCAUCAUCGAUCUAUGUGACCUCCACGUCCUCUGAUCUCAUUCUCUCAAGCCACACACAGACAAUUUCCCAGGGGGAAAUUUUGCAAUCAACAUCAAAUCCCUCCACCCCUCAACUCAUGAAUGUGGUUGAGCACAUCCUCACUCCAGCCAUUGUUGUGGUCCUUUUUUUGCUUGCAGUGGCUGCUGGUGUUCUAGUAGUACUCUCCAGGAAGAAAAAGGCCACAUCCAUGCUUCAUCCAGCCCUUUCUGGAGCAGCCAUAGAGAUGGACAGGACUUGCACCAUGUCACCUACAGGAGCAGAAGCCUUGAACUAUGCGGACAUUACCCACGGCACGGGCGCGGCUGGGAGCCAGCACGGCAGCGCUGAGGCUCUGCGCCGCCUGGAAACGCUCCCGGUGGAGUACACAGAGGUCAGGCUGAGUGCUCAGCUUUUGGAAGAGGAAAGAGAGGCGUUAUAUGCCAGAGUGCAGAAGCCCAUGCCGCAGCAGGAGCAGAUCUACGCCAACGUGCCAUCAGCUCCACAGCCCAGUGAAGAGCUCUACAGCACAGUGUGGGGUAGAUGACCAAGCACCCAGCCCCAUGGGCUGCUCCUGCUGCUGGCAGCACCAGUGAAACUUGCACAGAGGACAUGGGGUUGAUGUUCUGCUCAGGCAGGAGCCAGCUCCAUAGCAGAGCUGUUGCUCUCCGAGGCUUGGAUGUUUCUUUGAGGCAACAUCAGAGAGGAUGAGGUUGUGUGGAGGCAUAGAGAGGGCUGAAGAUAAAGUCAUGCCUUUGCAAAUGCAAUUUGGAGUUCUCAUCCGUACAGCAGUGGUGCUGGGAGUAAAGCUCUCCCCCUUGUAGUGGGGUAGUCCAGGCCAGAGACCCACCAGGCAAGGUGUGGGAGAGGUGGGCAGGGGAGGUGAGGCUGGGCUGGUGGGUGAGCUGGCUCCCUUUGCUCACCACUCAUCCCACUUGCUCCUUUGGCUGCAUUGCUUAUGUGGGCUGAGGCUCCCAAACCCACUGUUCACCUCAGACUGACAUGUUUUCAUGCUAAUGCCAGCUGGCAGCUCCUGGGAACCAGGACAGUGGGAAAUGUUAUAUCCAAGUGCAUUUGCAUGGGGUGCUCGUGUGGAGGGUGAGCUGUGUCAGGAUCUGGGUGCAGAAAUGGCAUCUCCCCAGCCCCUGGUCCCACAGGCCCCCAGGCAGUUUGCUCCUGCUCCUUGUCUCCCACCAGCCCAGAGGACCCCCAGCCUUGGAGCACACAGAUGGGCUGUAACCAUCACCUUGCUCUUCUCUGCUUUGCUGAUAAC